Molecule: messenger RNA, 796 nt
Organism: Neurospora crassa OR74A
Lineage: Eukaryota; Fungi; Ascomycota; Sordariomycetes; Sordariales; Sordariaceae
Product: myosin regulatory light chain cdc4
Exons: 4
Coding region: 132-551 (139 amino acids)
Biological process (GO): mitotic actomyosin contractile ring assembly
Cellular component (GO): myosin II complex
Molecular function (GO): calcium ion binding
Source: RefSeq, a predicted model, not a curated record
GGUUCGCUUCUUGACCGUUCUUCUGAAUAGCAUCAUCUUUCGCAUCGAAUCCAUCAGCCAGCGUACUUGCAUCGACUAGCCCUUGCGUCCUCUUUUGCGCAUUCAAACGACAUUCCCCCCCCUGAGACACAAUGGCUUCUACCAACUACAAGGAGGCGUUCUCCCUGUUCGACAAGCGCGGCAACGGCCGUGUUGCCCUCGACAGCUUGGGUGACCUGCUCCGCGCUUGCGGCCAGAACCCCACGCUCGCCGAGAUCCGCGAGCUCGAGAAGAACGUUGGUGGUGAUUUCGACUUCGAGACCUUCCAGCGCGUCCUCAACCGGCCAGGUGGCUUCCGUGAUCCCGGCGAGCCCGAAGAGUACUGCCGCGGUUUCCAGGUGUUUGAUAAGGACAUGACGGGUUUCAUCGGCGUUGGACAGCUCAAGUACAUCUUGACAAACCUUGGCGAGAAGAUGACGGACGAGGAGGUAGACGAGCUCCUCAAGGCCGUUGAUACUAGCUCCGGCCAGGUGAACUAUACCGAGCUUGUCCGGACCAUCCUUGCCAACUAAAAUAUUGAGUAGAGGUGGUACGGAAUGAUGACGAGGGAAACUGGGUUUGGAGGUCAAACAUCAUGGGGCAUAGUCGAAUAGAAAUCGCGGGACAAAUCCGUCCACGGAGAAGGCGUCAUAUACCAUCUAUUACAGGGAAAUCGCAUGUGUUAUAAUCCAGGCAGGCGUCGGAGUCUUGAUAAGAUAUGAAUUUGGACAUAUCAUUUACCGGGAACUGAAAGGCUUUCCGGACGUGUGUCUUAACC